AUGAAACUUGAACCAGGAACGGUCGAAGCUCUUUACAACAGUCAGACUAAUAAUCCGCUGUACAAGAAUCCCAUUCUCCAGAUUACAUCUCUAGGGAAAUUAUCAGUUGCUAUUGGGGACAAGCAAAGAUAUCGAGUCAACCUAUCUGACGGAGUAAGCUAUAUGAAGGGGAUUUUUUCCAGUGAGCUCACACCUCACUUUGAGAAGGGGCUCGUGAGCAAAUACAGCCUGAUUAAGCCUGGAAGGUUUAGUGUAAGGUCAAAAGAUGGCAGCGUGUACAUAUACAUCCAGGAGAUCCAGGAAUACGAAGACUGUAAUGUCGAGAUUGGGAAGCCUGUCAACAUAAGUACUGGAAAUGCAUCUUUUAGUGAUAAUCAGCCAAGCCCGGGAAAUCCAAGACGUAUAGAAGGGAGCAACCAGCAGCAUUGUAGGCCUACAGAUGAGGGGGAUAAAAAAAGAGUAAGGAGAGAUGCUGAUGAUGAAGGAGAAUUUGUAGCGAUAAACAUGCUGAAUCCAUUUUACAAUAAGUGGACAAUAAAGGGAAGAGUGGUAGUGAAGAGUGAUAUAAGAAGGUUUACCAACCACAAAGGGGAAGGAAAAGUAUUUAAUUUUGAGAUUUCGGAUGGAACUGCACAAGUAAAAAUAAUAUGCUUUUCGGAUUGUGUGGACAUAUUCUUUCCGAUAGUGGAGGUUGGAAAAGUGUACAUUAUCUCAAAGGGAACUGUAAAGACGGCAAACAAGCAGUAUUCCACAAACCCCUUUGACUAUGAAAUAAUCUUGGACAAAGGCUCGGAAGUUAGGUGUGCUGCCGAUGAUGGGUCACCUCGAUAUUUCUUCAACUUUGUUAAGAUUUCAGAUCUAUCGCUCGGGAGUACCUAUUGUGAUGUAAUUGGGGUUGUCAAGGAAGUGUACAGCCCUUCGACUGUGAUGAUUAGGAGCACUCAGAAUGAACUCCUCAAAAGGGAUGCCAUUCUUGUUGAUGAAAGUGGGAGUGUGAGGUUAACGUUAUGGGGGCCAAAGGCUGAGAUUGAUAUUGAAGGAGGAAUGGUUCUCGGACUAAAGUCUAUCAAGGUCAGUGAAUUUAACGGAAUCACGAUAUCAACUACCGGAGGAUCACAGGUUGUAGUGAACCCAGAUAUUCCUGAGGCACAUGAGCUUGCAGGAUGGUAUCAAUCGAUUGGCAAAGAUAUGCAGGUAUCUCUCCCCCGGAAAGAAGAAAAGAGGAGAUUGAUACAGGAAGUCAAGGAAAACGAGCUGGCCUAUUCGACGAUUCAAGGGACAGUAAUGUUCCUGAAGGAAGAUGCACUGUGGUACACAUCAUGCAAGGGUGAGGGAUGCAACAAGAAGGUCGCGAUGGAGGAAAGUGGGAACUACAGGUGUGAGAGAUGCAACAUGACAUAUGAGGACUGUAAUUACAGAUAUAUGGUCAGUAUGCAUCUUGGAGAUUUCACAGGGCAGAUAUGGGUGAGCCUCUUUGAUGAGGCGGCAUCAGGAUUCUUUGGAAUAUCUGCGAGGGAGAUGAAAGAGAUGAGCGAAGAGUCUCCUACUGAGCUACAAACACUAAUUAGAAGGAUGUAUUUCAGGGAAUGCCUAUUCAGAAUUAAGUCGAAGCAGGAUAGCUACAAUGAUGAGCUUAGAAUGAGAUACAGCGGAUUGAAUGUAAUCACCCUGGAUAUAUUGAAGGAGUCAAAAAGGCUUCUUGAUGUGAUUGAGAAGGUAUAA
Messenger RNA from Encephalitozoon romaleae SJ-2008, 1722 nucleotides. RefSeq names its product DNA replication factor A protein 1. Gene Ontology annotation, biological process: telomere maintenance via telomerase; DNA replication; double-strand break repair via homologous recombination. The record is from RefSeq and is a predicted model, not a curated record. Gene Ontology annotation, molecular function: single-stranded telomeric DNA binding; damaged DNA binding. The transcript has a single exon. The coding region runs from base 1 to 1722 and encodes 573 amino acids. Lineage: Eukaryota; Fungi; Microsporidia; Unikaryonidae. Gene Ontology annotation, cellular component: nucleus; DNA replication factor A complex.